AUGGACCAAGAUUGUGCAAUGGCUACAUCAAGUUCAGGCCUGCUCAGUAGUCUGGAUUUGUCAUCAUUACAGUCUUCUGAGGAUUUUGAAGAGAGCCCUCAACCUCAAAAGCCACCUGACCCAGGUGAGUCCCAGGUCAAGGAGGCUCCCACUGCCAAGGUACCAUCCGUCACAUUUGGCCAGAUGCCUGACAUACAGCCCAGGACUCCGCUGUUUCCUGAGCUACGCCUGACCAAGUUAGAGAAAGCGUUUGAGGAGAACAUGGAUUCAAAUGGAGUCCUGGAUCUGAGAGCUUUCACUACGACCAUGAAGAAGGUUCUGAACAAUGUGUCAGAUGAGAUGCUGGAGGCCCUGUUUUUGAAGGUGGACUCAGACUGCCAUGGCUUCGUCACCUGGGACAAGUACGUGGAUUACAUGAUGCGAGAGUUCCAUGGGCUAGAGGAGAUGAGGAAGAGCCAGUACCGCCUGCUGUUCCAACUCCCCAUGAGGAUCGUCCCCCUGAAGCAUGGCUGCGAGAUCAUCAAAGUGGACUUUUUCAUCCAGAGGUUCAAGAAGAUCGGGUGUUUCCUGACUGUCACCAAAGACGGGGUCCUGCAGUUCUGGUCUGAGUCUUUCUCGCUGAUUGACUCCUUUUUGGUGAGUGGGACGCACGGCGCCCAGUGUCUGAACCAGCAGAUGUGGGUCACAGACAUGGUGUGCCUGCACAACCUGAACCUUAUUGCCGUGUCGUCCACGGAACUGAAGAUAGAGUUCUUUGACAUUAGUAACCACAAAUGCGUCCGCGCCUUCACCUUUAUUGAUCUGGACAGCAGUAUCCUGGUCAUGAACUACUGGUCUGACUAUCACAGAGGCGUGUUCUGCUAUGGGGACACCAAGGGCAACGUAAUCGUCUUUGUCUCUGACAGUGUGACCACUGGACUGUUCAACCCCCACAUCCUCCCCAAAGUCUCCAAAUGGGAUCACUGGCGCGACGUUUCCAUGCAGAAACUCUUAAGUGAGAAGUCCGCUUUGUACAGAAGUUACCAGCUGAGGGCUCUCCAUCCCAACUGGUGUCAGCAGGUCAAGUUCAUCUCCCAGCUGAACCUCGUGGUCUCCUGUUCGGCCAUUGAGAAGUCCUCUCUGGUGCUGACCGUGUUGCCAACCAAGGACGUCGAGAAACCCAAGUUGACAGUGCUGAGUAUUAGAAAAGGAAUCCUCUGCUUUGAUUACUGCCCAGACAGGAACCUCCUGGUGACCGGUGGCUACGACUCCCAUAUCCGCCUGUGGAACCCCUUAGUCUCAAAAAAGCCGGUGUGGAUGAUGAAGGGACAUCAGACCGCAGUGACGCACGUCCUUGUCAACAGCAGGAACGCCAGCGUCCUUGUCAGCGUCUCCAGGGACAAGAACAUCCGUGUGUGGGACCUGCAGGACUGCAUAUGCCUGCAGUCGUUGUGCGGGAAGCAGUUCGCCCUGGGGACCUGCCCCAUCACCAGCGCCUGCUUCCACAAGACCUACAAUAUCUUCAUCUGCAGUACCUACUCCAUUGGGAUCCUCUAUGGCUUGGAGUCUCAGCAGCCUAUGAAAGCAGGAAAGUACUCGACGCACGGUGCAGCUGUGUGCAAUGUCCUUUACAGCAGGAUCUUCAAGCAGGUGGUGAGCGGCUGCCUGCACGGCACCGUGUACGUGUGGGAAGUGUUGACCGGCAAGAAGAUGGUGGAUUUCUCCGUGUCGGGCACCCCACUUGUGGAGCUGACCUCCAUGGCGCUGGACGAGUCCGAGCGGUGCCUGCUCACAGGCUUGCGGGACGGCACCAUGAAGAUGUGGAACUACAACAAUGGCGAAUGCCUUCUGACCUUUCCCAACCCGGACAGCGUGGAGAUUAGUGGAAUCGUGCACAUGAACAAAGCGUACUACAUGACGGGGUGGAGUAAGAGAAUCACGAACUUCAUGUUCCACAAGACCAAGCCGGUGCUCUUGUGCUACCACUGGCAGACCUUCCACGCCGAGGAUGUCCUGAGCAUGGCCAAGUACCAGGACCAGUUCCUCGGGACCGCCUCCUACGACGGGGACAUCCUCUUCUGGAACGUCAACACCUUGAAGCCCAUCUUGAGUUUCAAUGCCUCCGUGAGCCCCUUGCCCUUGCAGCCCAAGAAGGUGCAAACCGAUGAGUGUCUGGCCGAGAGAUACAGGCUCAACAAACCCUGUGCCGUGCAAAAGAAGUGGGUCCACAAGGCCCCCAAAAAGUUCAGGACGAUAGCCAAUGCCAGCCUGCGGCGGAACCUGGUGUCAGCGCCCCCUGUGAUGAGGCACUCGUUCUCCCCCUCACUCCGGAGAGACAAGGAGUCCGACCUGCCCGGGUCCUACCAGGUGGGAGAGCGCCCGCCACCUGCGUCUUUCUCUUCCAGGCUGACAAGAAAUACCCUUAACAAACCGUCAGUGUACAGAGAGGCUGAAAGGAAAAGAGGGGAAUUCCAGAAGAAGCUUCUGCUGCAGCAGUCCACUGCCUCAGUGGAAAAGAUCAUCUUUCUGCAGACCAGGCCCCGCCAGCCGCACGUAGCUGCCAUGCUGAGCAGCUGCAUCGACGGCCGCAUCUACGCUUGGUCCGUCCACGGGAACGGGGGCCUGCUGGGCAAGUUCCCUGUGGACCUCGAAGACAAUGGGGACGUGGUCGUGGGUGCCAUGACCACUGAUGAAAACGACUGGAUCCUCAUCACCGGGGACUGCAGAGGACACAUCAAGAUCUGGGACAUUAAGGAUUACUGCGCACUGACUGGCCAGCGGUCACUCCACACCAGUGAGAGCAAGAGCCCCACGGACACCGAGAACAAGUUCUGCAUCUUAAUUCCUAAAUGGCUCCAAAUGAACAUCCCACACUACAUUCCCCUGAAGGAGACGGAGGUUGUGGCUGGCCAGGUCAUUUCCCUGGUUCCCCCCAAGCUCCUGAAUACCUGGAGAGGCCACUCGGAGAGUGUGGCAGACAUCCUGUAUAUAGACACCCUCCAGCUGGUCAUCAGCGCCGGCCAGGACCGGGACGUCAAGACUUGGAAGCUCUCGGGUGACGCCAUUGGGACAUUUGGCCUGGAUGUUUGGAAAAGACUGCAGGAUGCCAGAAUGGAUGGUGUUCACGAGCAGAGAGGAAGCUUUGAGGAGAAGUCAGGCUCGAUGGCCAACCUGCUCAAGGCCUCCCACCAGGAGCUGCAGAAAGCCCCUAACAGCAGGGAUCUGGCUGAGGCGCUGGUGUACCAACGGCGGGAGCAGGUGGCGCUGAUGGCGCUCUUGAAUGGGAAAGCAGACACAGAGGUGGAGGCUUGGGCCAAGCUGCGCAGGAUGGCCUCAAUGUCCCCGUGGGCUGGAGAGCACCCCGUGAAAGACAUCGAGGCCAGCUGGAGCGAGUGGGAGUCCAAGGGCAAGGCAAGCAGCAGAGUCGUGGGCGCAGCGUUCAAGCCCAAGGAACGGUCGCGGAACCCCAAACUCCUGUCCACCAGCGUGCAGUAUAAGUGGAUGAAGCUUCAGAUCUCUCCGCAGAUCUACCAGAGCCUGUUCUUCAACGAGCUGGCGCCCGUCCAGCACCCCGACUCCCUGAUCCACAAGGUCCUGGACCAGCAGGGCCGGCACAUCCGCUGGGUGGCGCACAACUUGCAGUCUGCCAGGGACCAGGUCUUCGCGGACACCACGCUCAGCACACCCAUCGCCGCCUCGCCCUCCUCCUCCUUGUCCCCCGCAGCCUCGGUCUUCAGGCUGCUGGACUCCAGCUUCCCACUGAGGCCCCAGUCCUCCUGCUCCUUGCCCCGGUCAGCCUCCACGACCUCCCCCUUAGCCCCACCCGAGGGGUCCGCCUGCGUCCUGCAGAGGUCAGAGGUCACCACGGCGCUGGCCUCUUCCCUUCAGCGGUCCCCGAAGCCUCCGGAAGCCACCCUGGUGUCCUCCAUGAGGAAGAGCUCCCACGUCCGGUUCUGA
Messenger RNA from Sciurus carolinensis (gray squirrel), 3936 nucleotides. RefSeq names its product EF-hand calcium binding domain 8 (gene Efcab8). Gene Ontology annotation, molecular function: protein binding; calcium ion binding. Lineage: Eukaryota; Metazoa; Chordata; Mammalia; Rodentia; Sciuridae. The transcript is spliced from 27 exons. The record is from RefSeq and is a predicted model, not a curated record. The coding region runs from base 1 to 3936 and encodes 1311 amino acids.